Messenger RNA from Recurvomyces mirabilis, 582 nucleotides. It is a transcript of the gene CNB1, whose product is annotated as Calcineurin subunit B. Gene Ontology annotation, molecular function: phosphatase binding; calcium-dependent protein serine/threonine phosphatase regulator activity; calcium ion binding. Bases 1 to 582 code for a protein of 193 amino acids. Lineage: Eukaryota; Fungi; Ascomycota; Dothideomycetes; Mycosphaerellales; Teratosphaeriaceae. The record is from RefSeq and is a predicted model, not a curated record. Gene Ontology annotation, cellular component: calcineurin complex. Gene Ontology annotation, biological process: protein dephosphorylation; calcineurin-mediated signaling. The transcript has 3 exons.
AUGUCCACAUACAAUCCUCAUACUCCUCGACAGCAUAGGCAGGACCAGGACGUCGUCAUGGGUAACGCCAACUCCCAGAUGCUCGACAAUAUCGUGCAGGGCACGAACUUCGAUAGAGAGGAGAUUGAUCGAUUACGGAAACGGUUCAUGAAAUUGGAUAAGGACAACUCCGGUACCCUCGAGCGCGACGAAUUCCUCUCCCUACCACAAGUCUCCAGCAACCCCCUUGCAACCCGCAUGAUAGCUAUCUUCGACGAGGACGGCGGCGGCGACGUCGACUUCCAAGAAUUCGUCUCUGGCCUCAGCGCCUUCAGCAGCAAAGGCAACAAGGAAGAAAAGCUGCGCUUCGCCUUCAAAGUCUACGACAUCGAUCGCGACGGCUACAUCAGCAACGGCGAACUAUUCAUUGUGCUGAAGAUGAUGGUGGGGAGUAAUCUGAAGGACCAGCAGUUGCAGCAGAUUGUGGACAAGACGAUUAUGGAGGCCGAUCUGGAUCAUGAUGGCAAGAUUAGUUUCGAGGAAUUUCAGAAGAUGGUGGAGAACACUGAUGUUUCCAUGAGUAUGACGUUGGAUCAGUUUUAG